AUGGAUGAGGGUGGAUCCAAGGAAGAAAAGUCAGGAGCGGAAUUAGAGAAAAUCAAGAAACUAAAAUUACGAGAAAAAUGGAAACAAUUUUGCGAAUGUGAGGAAGUAGUCUCGAUUGAUACGAUAAAUGCAAUUGGCAGGAUAACGGAUGAUGUUAUUGCUGCUGAGGACAAUGCACCGAGUACCGAUGAAUUAGACGAGGAUCUCGAAAAUGAAUAUGAAAAGUUAAACGAUCUUCUCGAUUUAUCUUACGAUAGUUAUUCGCUUACCGCGAUAAAAGCAGAAUUACCAGCUUGUAUUAAAUACGGCAUACGUUCUGGCUUAACUCAUUCGAACAUGUUGAAAUUUUCGCCAUUUUCUCGUGGUCAUCAGGGUGGCGCUAUAGCAAUAGCUGCUUUCGCAACGACAGCGAUAUACAAAUCAAGAUGUUGGAACGAGUCUGUAAUAGAUCAGAUAAUCGAGGACGGUGAUACGUUUUAUUGUGAAUCAUACAAGGAUGUUAAAACGACUGAUCGUAGGCAUUUAUCGAUAUUGGAUUUAAAAAGGAUCGUAUGCGUUCAAAAGAAAUUUAACGUUCAUAUAACAAUCAAGGAUCCAUCUUACGCGGGAAAAUUUCGUUCUCACGAUCCAACCGAAUUGCAUUUGAUCAAAGCGUUAGAACUUUUCUUUAAAAGGUACAAUUCGGGUAUAUUGACCUCGCCUGUAUUAAAUUUGGCAAUUUGGAAAGAUUCAAGAUAUUUCAGUAUAUUCGAUGGUCAAGCUAGAAAGGAAAAUUGCGAACCAGCUAAAAAUGGCGAAGAUGGUUCGGCUAAAUUAUUUUUGGUCAAGGACUUGAUAGGAGUUUAUUUUAUAAUACUUGAAAAAAGUAACGUUAAAAAUGAACCAUUCGUAAUUUAUCCAAUAUCUAUCAGCGGUAUUCUACCAUCCUCUUUAAUCGAUGUUUUGGACGAACCAGAAAAAUCUCUUGGGAAACCUCAAAGACGACCAAGUGGUUAUAAAAUUCAAGAGAAAUUUCGUGCUGUCAUUCAAGGAUCAUAUCAUUUGACGCAUCCUGUAAUACCAGAGAUACUUCGUGGCCGUGGACAUCUUAUAAUUGCACUCGCUGCUAUAGUUUAUUCAUGUUUGGUCAAUACGAACAAAUGGACUACCGCUCUGAUCGACUUGAUAUUCAAUCAGUCGAACAUUUAUCUAAUAGAUCUUGCCAGAGCAUUGGACAAAAAUUUAGCCGACAAAGAAUUCGAAUUACGUUUGGACGAUAUAAUGGGUGAUUUGAUAUUAGGCGUUUAUUCGGCCAAAAUCAAAUUACAACAAAACAUAAUCCCUGGUUCUGGGAAAAAGAAGGGUAAACUUGCUAUAGACAGUGGAAUACGUGAAUUCUUUGCUACCCAAAGAGCAGGCAUAUUGGAUAUUAAAAAAUUUUAUUACGCUAUUUGGAAGCAAAACGAUACGUAUUAUUUCAUGGAUCCAUUUGCUUGCGACGAGGAAGGAUUUAGAAUAGAUUAUAGCGUUGAACGAAAGAAAAUUAAUGGUGCAAGAGAUGCCGCAUGCGUUACCAUGAAUAGUUCGAUCAAUCAAAUGGUCGAAACUAUUUUAGAAAAUACUCUUAGCAAAGACAAAGAUCCAUUUUUCAUUCAUGGUAUUAAAGUACUUUACGUGAAGACUGGUACGGUACACGAGGGUCCAUUUGAAAAAAUAAUAUACAGAGAAAGGGAUACGAAUCGUAGGCCCUUGGCGCCAUUGAUUGAAUCGUCCAAGGAAAUCGUUGAAAAAAAAUUAGACAUGACACCUACAAUAAGAUACGAAUUAGACAAAUAUUAUGACGCCGAGACACAAUUUCCAGAACUAAUGAAAAAUGCUAGUCAGUAUAUGCUUAGAGAAAAUGAACCAAGAACUUUUGUAACAGCUAGUUACAACGUGGUAAAUCCGCAUCGUUUAAUAGUUCAAGGUACGAAGAACUGUUUGCAUCCUGAUUAUAAAAUUCGUCAUAGAGGUAGACAAGGUUUAAUAAUUGCUUUGGUAGCAUUGACAUAUAGAAAAUUGAAGGAUCCAUCAGAAUGGAGAAAUAUAGAUCUCGAUCAGAUCGUAGAUAUAGGUAAUAAGAGUUACGAAGAUGUUAUCAAUUGGAUAAAGGAUGGUAAACCCAAAUUGAAAGAUUAA
Molecule: messenger RNA, 2157 nt
Organism: Vespa velutina
Lineage: Eukaryota; Metazoa; Arthropoda; Insecta; Hymenoptera; Vespidae
Exons: 4
Coding region: 1-2157 (718 amino acids)
Source: RefSeq, a predicted model, not a curated record